GAGAGGAUCAUGGCGGAUGGCCCCAGGUGUAAGCGCAGAAAACAGGCGAACCCGAAGAGGAGCAGUGUGACAGAAUUCAACAAUGGCUUGGAGGCCAGCUCAGACUCUGAUGACGAGGACAAGCUACACAUUGUGGAGGAGGACAGUCUGCAGGAGCCCGAGGUCGCCGCCGCUGAUGGGACCAAACCGCAGGACAGCCAUGACGACGCCACAACAGUAUUACCCUUCAACGGCUCCUGGAACGGAGUGAAGGAGGAGUGCGUGUCAGAAGAAGAAGAAGAAGGAGAAGGAGUAGAGGGAGAAGAAGAAGAAGAGGAGGAGGUGGUGAAGGAUGCCCUAGUAGAGGAGAUUCUCCAGCAGGGAGACACAGCCGUCAUCUACCCCGAAGCUCCCGAGGACGAGCAGAGUCCAGCGGAGACAGGAGGCGCUGAUGAAAACGGCACCCCAGAUUCCUUCUCUGCGUUGCACACUUGCCCCUACUGCUCCCGGGGCUACAAGCGCAACGCCUCGCUGAAGGAGCACAUCAAGUAUCGCCACGAGACAAGCGAGGACAACUACAGCUGCUCGCACUGCAGCUACACCUUCACGUACCGCUCGCAGCUGGAGAGGCACAUGAGCCACCACAGGGGCACCAGGGAGCAGGUUUCCCAGACGACAGGAGGAACAGGUGGAACCCGAAAAUUCAAGUGUACUGAAUGUUCCAAGGCCUUCAAAUACAAGCACCACCUGAAGGAGCACCUGCGCAUUCAUAGCGGUGAGAAACCAUACGAAUGCUCAAACUGCAAGAAGCGAUUCUCCCACUCAGGCUCCUACAGCUCUCACAUCAGUAGUAAGAAGUGUGUGAGUGCGGCACCCACGAACGGCGUCACUCGGACAUCGAUCAAGAUCAAGUCCCCUCCCACCACGGCGACCACGCCUGUGAUGAUCGCUCCAGCUCGCGUGAUAUUGAAAGAGAAGACUGAAAGCAAACCCCUUCAAGAGCAGCUCCCCGUCACCCAGAUCAAAUCUGAACCUGUGGAAUACGAGUGCAAGCCCGCGACGGCAGCACCGGCAACGUCAACUGGUGCCAACGGAGUGGUAAACGGAGGGACGGCGACACCUGCUGCGGUCCACACUGCGACACUGCCUCAGGGCGUGGCAAUGGUCGUACCCACAGUCGGCCUGAUGUCACCCAUCAGUAUCAAUUUGAAUGACUUGCAGAAUGUGUUGAAGGUGGCCAUGGAUGGAAAUGUGCUCAGGCAGGUGAUGGGUACAGCCAACAGGGUGGUGACGCAGGGGAAGCAAGGAAUCGUAGUCCAGCAGCCCCAGCAGCAGAUCAUCAGCCUGCCGGCCUUCGUGGAUCACGACGGCACCACAAAGAUCAUCAUCAACUACAGCAUCAGCCCUGCAGCCGCUACCACUGCCACUACCCACGCUGCACCUUUUAUCGUUAAAAACAAUCCUCUUCCCCUUCCUACGGUUACCAGUGCUGCAGCCCCCACCCCCACCAAAACAGAUAGACCCCAAACCCCUGAGGUGGCUGACCUCACCAUUGUCAAGGCAGAGCCAGAAGCAGAACCCGUCACGGUGAUGGAGACGGAGGCAUCCACACAAACAGAAAAAGGAACUGUUAAGACUUCAAGGACUUCACACACUGAAAAAGCUCAGAUGCCAAAACCCAACAGCUCCAGUACGUGUUUACUAUGUGACGACUGUCCCGACAACCUGGAGGCGUUGCACCUGCUCCAGCACCGCAAAGCAGCCAACGGGGAGGCCGUCGACUCCGCCGCACUCGACCCCUCAUUCGCCGCUCUGCUAAGCGAGGCGGGGGUGACGCUGGAAGAACCGCCUGUGGAAGACCUCGUCUCACUCCUCAAGACAUAUUUUGCCUCCAACGCCAACCCCAGCCAGGAAGAGCUGAGAAAGAUCUCGGAGUCUGUCAGUAUUCCUAUGGAAGUGAUCAGGAAGUGGUUUGUUAAGAUGAACUCUGGGAAAAAUGCCGGGAAAUAUCGCAAUGAAGCAGCAGUUUACAAAAAGACUGAAAUCACAAAUUCCAAUUCAGAGGAUGCUUCAAAUCAGAAUGGAGAGACGAUGGAGGAAACCAAACUAGAGGCUUCUGCCAAAGUCUCAACAGAAUCUGGAAGUGCUUCCCCUUCAUCGCCACUAAGCCUCAACACCGGUGACCUCAUCAUCAUUAAAAGCGAACCAGAAGACCCAGAAGCUCUGGACUCCCAGGCAGAGCCCCUGGACCUCUCCCUUCCUAAACACCUUGCAGCAUUGGCAACUACAAGGACAACGCCUCCCAUCAAACAACAGGAACACCCUCUGAACCUGACCUGCCUGAGGAAGGAGCAGCUCGAGGGUCAAACCAUCUUCGUGAACACACCUCAGACCGGAAGACCUGUCAACAUCGUCACCGCCGCACAGCUGCCCACCCUGGUGGCCAUCGCUAGUCAGGGCACGGUGGGCUGUCUCAGCGCCAUCAACACCACAACGAAGCGAACCAUCCUCAUCCCCCAGCUCACUUACACCUACGCUACUACGGCCGGCAGCACCACUGAAGCAAAGACUGUUGUACUUAACGGACAUAAGCCGGAGAAGAGACCGGACAGCAGCUCUGAUGGCAAUUCCACGGUGGAGGAGCAGCACGAGUUGGCUAUUAUCAAGAAGCGGCGGCUGGAAAACGGCGUUUACCCCUGUGAUCUUUGCUCUAAGGUCUUCCAGAAGGGCAGCUCCCUGCUCAGGCACAAAUACGAACACACAGGAAAACGCCCCCACGAGUGCAACAUCUGCAAGAAGGCCUUCAAACACAAGCAUCACCUGAUCGAACACUCGAGGCUGCACUCGGGUGAAAAACCGUACCAGUGCGACAAGUGCGGGAAGCGUUUCUCUCACUCAGGCUCUUACUCCCAGCACAUGAACCACCGUUACUCCUACUGCAAGAAGGACGGGAUUAGCGCGGGCUCCGGCUCGGGUCCCGGCCUUUUCCAGUCUGAGCUCAGCAGCCCCGGAGCCGGACCGCAGUCGGACAGCCGGACCACGACCCCGCCCUCCCAACUGGACUCAGACGAGAGGGAGAGUGAGGAGGAAGAGGACGACGACGACGAGGCCAUGUGCAUGGACGACAUCCGGGUCGUGCAGGUGGACGACGGCGAGUGUGAGAUCUACGAGGGUAAUUUUGAGGAAUUCGCCGGCGAGGAAGAGGUGGUGGCAGAGGAUGAGCUGACAGGAGGAGGACGAGGAGAAGAAGAAGAAGAAGAAGAAGAAGAAGAAGAAGAAGAAGAAGAAGAAGAAGAAGAAGAAGGAGAGGCAGCAGAGGAAGCGAAGGCGGAUGAGGAAGAGGUCGUUUCUGAGGUGAUGAAAGUCAAGCUGGUGGACGACCAGCGAGAGGAAGAGGAAGAGAUGGAGGAAAUAACUGAAGAGAUGGAGGAAAUAACCGAAGACAUGGAGGAAAUAACUGAAGAAAAGGAGGAAAUAACCGAAGAGAUGGAGGAAAUAACCGAAGAGAUGGAGGAAAUAACUGAAGAAAUGGAGGAAAUAACCGAAGAAAAGGAGGAAAUAACAGAAGAAAAGGAGGAAAUAACCGAAGAAAAGGAGGAAAUAACUGAAGAAAAGGAGGAAAAAACCGAAGAAAAGGAGGACGAGGCAAGUGAAGAGACGGAGGAGACGGCAGACUGUGAAGCAGAUACGGACAAAAGCAUCAGGGAGGACGCAGGAGGCGGCGGCGAACCCACAGAGGAAGCGGUGACAGACGCCAAAUAAAAAAAAAAAAGAGGAAAAGAACUUUUCUUCAGGACAGUUCGAAAAAGUGUUGAUCAUCCGCGUCGAGUUAAAUGAAGACAAAACCGCAUCUUGCCAUCAGAAGGAAGUUAUGGCGGUUGCCUGAUCUUAACGGUCCACUACUGUGUACAAAAACCCAGGUGUGCCUGAACUUGAAAAAAGAAAAAAAAACAAGAAAACAGUGACUUUUUUUUUCUUUUCUUUCUUGUGGAAAUAUCAGUGUUAUAAAUUGUUUAUAGAAGUACAGAUUUUAAAGCCGAACUCUCCCAUCAACUUGUUAGAACUUGUUACUGAGACAUCCCAGGUUGUUUUAUUGAUUGUUUUGUUUGUUUGUCUGUUUUCAUUUGAUCAGUGUUACUAAUCUUGUUCUUGUUUGAAAACAUUUUAACCUGUAAAGAUGAGAAAGAUUUCUAUACCUUUUUAUUGCCAAUGAAGUUUCCUAAAUCAGUAUUUUAUUGAGUUCUACGAACAAAAACCUCUGCACUACAGUAUUCCUGGUUUACCUAUGGAUACAUGCCUCAUGCAUCGUAUGCCCUUCAGUGUUAUAUACAUACACUAGCUAGCAAGAUGUUGUCUGUGUUAGUGUUAUGUUAAGUCUUUGCUAGCUAGCAUUACGUUUGUUUUCAGUUUGACUGUUAGC
Molecule: messenger RNA, 4399 nt
Organism: Scomber scombrus (Atlantic mackerel)
Lineage: Eukaryota; Metazoa; Chordata; Actinopteri; Scombriformes; Scombridae
Product: zinc finger E-box-binding homeobox 1-like
Exons: 8
Coding region: 10-3741 (1243 amino acids)
Biological process (GO): regulation of transcription by RNA polymerase II; anatomical structure development
Molecular function (GO): RNA polymerase II cis-regulatory region sequence-specific DNA binding; DNA-binding transcription factor activity, RNA polymerase II-specific
Source: RefSeq, a predicted model, not a curated record